AACUCCGUCCCCCAUUUCCGUAUCCAUUUUCAAAAUCACCACCACAACCUUAUCCUCUUCUUGAGCUGCUGCUUCUUCUUCCUCGGAGCUCAUCAAUGGCGUCGAUCGCCGCAGGGAUUUGGCGAGCCUCCGUCGUCGGCGCCGUACGCGACAACAAGAACAGCAGCAGCAAGAAGCAUGGUAAGAACCAGGAGGAGGGUUUGGGGCCGGGAAUGGCGGUGGUGGAGUGCUCGUCGCGGCCGCAGAAGAAGGCGACGUCGCACCACAUGAAGACGCGCCCCAAGAAGACGCAGCCCUGGGACGUCAAGCGCAAGGGCCCCACGCCCUACCCUCCCCUCCCCACUCUCCCCCCCGAUUGGACCCUCCUCGACCCCGCCCAACCCGAAUCCGAACCCGAACCCGGAGCCGAACCCGUUGCCGCUCCCAAUUUCUAGGGUUUGUUGUUUCUUGUUGUUGUGUCCUCCUCCUCCUCCUCCUCCUCCUCCUCCUCCUUGUUUGCUGAUGCUUGUUUAAUUUGAUUUGCCUUCUCUGCCUUGUUAGUUGAUGCUUGUUUAAUUUGAUUUGAGAAUUGCCUAUGAAGUGUUUGAUGUUAUGCCAAUGAGAAAGGGAAUGACUGGUAGCAGAAACAGCAGCAGCUCCUCUGCAUAAUUUAAUGUAUUUCUGCAAA
Molecule: messenger RNA, 667 nt
Organism: Ananas comosus (pineapple)
Lineage: Eukaryota; Viridiplantae; Streptophyta; Magnoliopsida; Poales; Bromeliaceae
Product: 50S ribosomal protein 6, chloroplastic
Exons: 1
Coding region: 96-434 (112 amino acids)
Biological process (GO): translation
Cellular component (GO): ribosome; chloroplast
Molecular function (GO): rRNA binding; structural constituent of ribosome
Source: RefSeq, a predicted model, not a curated record